GUUAACCACAGUGCCUGGCCCGGCCCCCAGGGACCCUCUGGCUGUAAGAUUGGCCAGCAGGGAGGCUCUCUGGGCUGGGGAGGGACACAACCGGACAGCCUCUCUACGUCUCUGUCUGAACAGCGGCACCACUUCCUGAAUGAUACUACUAUCAAGACUCACCACCUGAACACUGAAGCAACCAACGGACCAAUUCACACUACUGACGCCGUCGACACCUCUAGUUUACCAAACUCUACACGCGGCUCGGCGCUGCGUUCCUGGGGAGCGGGAUCAGAGCUUGGAGAUCAGCUCUCCAACAGGACCCUGUCUGGCGCCCAGCACCCCCACAGCGAGGGCCUGGCAGGGGGCUUCUGUAAGCCUUGGGGGGCCUCGGGCGACACUGUGAACGGCCAGGGACAGGGCCAGCCCUCCUCCUCCUCCGCUGCUGUUUACAACAGUAAAAAUAACAGCAAGGACUCUGUAGGGAGGUGGGACUCUGGUCCCGCUGCUUCCUCCUCUCCUCGUAACCUGUCCUUGGGGACUGGAGGAGCGGCGAGCAAUGGGACCGGAGUGGGUCCUGCCGGGAUCCCACGACCAUGGGGAAACGCCUCCUCUUCCUCGUCCUCUUCUUCGUCUGGCUCCUCCUCCAACAGGCAACCCCCCGGUGGGGAGUGGAGCUCGUUGCCCGGCAACAAAUCUCAGGAUUCCGGCGACGGACGGAAGUCGGGAGGAGGAGCCAAUGGCUGGAAGAGUCUUGAAGAUGACGCACUCAGGAUGGGAGGAGGAGGAGGAGUGCAGGGACAUGCGAGCGGGUGCCGGGGGACGUCUGGAGGAAGUGAGGGGAGCGGGGAGAGCUCUGGAGGCCGUAGCUUAGACAGGGACGACCCCCGUCCAAGAGGCCCCCUCCCUGGGUCAACUCAUCAAGUCCUCUCCUGUACAGACGUGGACCCACGUGUCCUCUGUAACACCGGCUGGGGCCAGACCCCAGUACGCCAGAACACGGCCUGGGACGUCACCUCUCCCGCCCCUAGACCCGAUGACAGGAAGUCCAGUCACGGAGGCCCUGGCUAUGGCUCGAAAAGCCACACAGCCCGUUCUCAGACCUCCAGCUCUGGAGGAUGGCGGGGAGACGGGCCGGGUAAUACAGGCCCAGAGUCAGGAGGGUCUGGCUGGGUAGAGCAGAAGACCUUGUCUGGUUGUGGAGACAGAGACAACAAAGGUCCUGGAGGAGAACGAGGAUGGGAACACAGCAACUCUUCCUCUACCUGGGGGAACAGCCAGAAGGAAGACCUCUCCAACACCUGGACCAACCCUCCUAAACCACAAAAGCAGGGCUGGGGCGCCACUAGUGGUGGUGGGGGCGGAGACCGCUCCAGAGGAGGAGGGAGCAGCAGCUACUGGGGCCAGCCCCAGAGGACUAGCGGGUCUGGAGGAUGGGGUGAGCCCGGUCACCCGGGCAACAACAACACACACCCCGACGACAGCAGCAGCACCUGGGGUGUCAGCGGAGCGUCCAACACCCCCGACCAUCCCAGCAACCCUCACUCUGGCUGGGGAGAGCCCCCUCCUGCGUCCGUCCCCGGACCCAAACCCCAGAACCACCAGACUCAGGGGGGGUGGGGCGAGCCGGCCACGAAGCCCGGCCACCCCUCUCAGAGCUGGGGGGAACCGGCGCCACCCUCCGAGUGGGGUAAAAGUCCAGACUCUAACUCCAAUCCUGGCCCGGACCCUAGAGCACAUCCACCAGGCGGUCCCCAGCCCUCAGGCCCCGGAGUUUCCAAACCCAGUAGCUGGACUGGGGCGGCGGUCCCUGCUGGACCCUCCCACAAGGAGGAGGAGUCGUCUACCGGGUGGGAGGAGCCUAGUCCAGAGUCGGUGAGGAGGAGGAUGGAGAUCGAUGACGGGACCUCGGCGUGGGGAGACCCCAACAAAUACAACUGUAGCGGGGUUAACAUGUGGAACAAGACCAGCCAAUCAGAGCAGGAUGCCAUGACCAAACCCCAGCAGCAGCCCCCACCACCCCUGAACAACAUGGCCGACAAGGACAAGACCUGCAGCCCUGGCUGGGGUGAACAGUACGGAGGUCCCCAGAAGAUGGAGUCAGGAACGUGGUGUGAGCCGUCAGGCUCCCCUGUCUCUGUGGACAACGGGACAUCGGCCUGGGGGAAACCCAUGGACACCAGCUCCACCUGGGAGGAGCUGGGACACCGAGGGGACAGAGACAGAGGGGACACCUCUGGGACAGGAGGCUGGGAAGGACCUGGACCACAGAACCACCACAAACCUGGUCCCAAGCCCAUGCAGCAGCAGCAGGAGAGUGGUACCUGGUGUGGGGAGGAGGUGUCGUGCCAGUCCAGUUGGGAACCGGAGGAGGAGGUGGAGAUCGGGAUGUGGAGUAACGCCCCAAGUCACCGAGACCGGGAGAGAGACGGUCACAGAGAGAACUACCGAGACCGGGAGAGAGACGGUCACAGAGACGGCCACGGUCAGGACAACCGGACCAACGGGCCACAGCAACACAGCUGGAAUUACAUGAAGAAAAUCCCUCCUAAGAUGAACAAACCAGUUAACAAGCAGGAGGAUGUCUGGAUGAACCAGUUCGUCAAACAGUUCAACAACAUGAACUACCCCGUGAGUACGCAGCCUUGA
Messenger RNA from Salvelinus namaycush (lake trout), 2631 nucleotides. Its product is annotated as trinucleotide repeat-containing gene 6A protein-like. The transcript is spliced from 4 exons. Gene Ontology annotation, cellular component: P-body; nucleoplasm. The record is from RefSeq and is a predicted model, not a curated record. Lineage: Eukaryota; Metazoa; Chordata; Actinopteri; Salmoniformes; Salmonidae. Bases 757 to 2631 code for a protein of 624 amino acids. Gene Ontology annotation, biological process: miRNA-mediated post-transcriptional gene silencing; positive regulation of nuclear-transcribed mRNA poly(A) tail shortening.